Molecule: messenger RNA, 1920 nt
Organism: Hylaeus volcanicus
Lineage: Eukaryota; Metazoa; Arthropoda; Insecta; Hymenoptera; Colletidae
Product: galactose mutarotase-like
Exons: 5
Coding region: 583-1803 (406 amino acids)
Biological process (GO): beta-D-galactose catabolic process via UDP-galactose, Leloir pathway; glucose metabolic process
Molecular function (GO): aldose 1-epimerase activity; carbohydrate binding
Source: RefSeq, a predicted model, not a curated record
UGCUAUCCUUUAAUUUGUUCCAGUCGUUCGAACUUUUCUUUUUUUGUCGAAUUCGUUCUGUCUCCUGCCGAACGAACAAGAACAAUUACAACGAACAAAUUACGAGACGAAAUUUAUUCAUCGAAAGAAAUACUUUGCUUGGAAAAUUUUAAGAUCAUGUAGAUGGAGGAAAUUAGCAGCGCGAUGAUAUCGUGAACAUGCUGUGAUUGGUAUUUCGCGUAGUGGAUAACAGAGAUUAGAUAACUCCCACUUUCCUCUCAUAAAUACCGACUACACUAUAUAAAAAUUACAAAGAACGAUACCAUCUAAUGAAUUUAUUUUGCGUAAACCGGUUCGUCUGUUCUUGUUUUCAAUGUUAUUACGUCUUUUCCCAAAUAAACAAGUAUGCAUGUAUAUACAAUAUAUUUACAUAUACAAAACCUAUCAUCUAUGUAUAUCUCCUAUAUACCGUGCAUAUCAACUUGAUUAAUGCAAAAUAUUGAUACAGUUCUGUUUUCAACAAUUUACAUACCUAAUGAUUCGAUAAACAGUAAAACCAAUUAUCGCGCAUAAAAGGAUAUGUAGUACACACGUACUAUACAUAUGUAUAGGAGUGCAGCUACAGCUAUUAAAAAGGACAGGAUAGGAUAUUGCGACUUUCAUUUUCAAUUGAGUUGUCUGCUACAUCACGUCAAUAUGCAGUUCUUUGAUUACAUAGCGAUAAUAAGUUUUUGUUUACUUGGGUCGUUCAUGGAUUCGAGCUGUGAAAAGUUAAUAACUGUUACGGAAUGGGGAUCUAUCGACGGAGUAACGAUAAAAAAGUACACGUUAAAGAACGAUGCAGGUCAAGAAGUGGAUGUCGUAACAUACGGUGCAACAAUAACGUCCAUCCGAACACCUGACAAACAGGGUAGAAUAACAGAUAUCGUUCUAGGCUUCGAUAAUGUUGAAGAGUAUUCGUCUUCGACUAAUCCGUACUUCGGUGCAACGGUCGGACGAGUCGCAAAUCGUAUUGGCAAAGCAGCGUUUACUUUGAACGGAAAAAAAUAUAGUUUAGCGAAAAACGCAGGAGAGAACACUCUGCACGGUGGCUUCAAUGGUUGGAGCUCGAAAAUAUGGAACUCCACGAUUGAAAACAAUUCCCUUGUAUUGUCGUUAAUAAGCGAAGACGGCGACGAAGGUUUUCCCGGUGUCGCUGCGGCUUCGGUCAGUUUUAAGUUAACUGCCGACGGAGAAUUGCGUAUCGACAUGAAAGUCGUCGUUACCAAACCUACUCCGAUCAACUUGACUAAUCACAGUUAUUUUAAUCUAGCUGGUCAUGAAAGCAACGCAACCGAACUGUACAAACAUAAAAUUACGUUGAAUGCGGAUCGUUGGACGGUUACCGAUACGGAGAGCAUUCCUACCGGUGAAAUUCGCUCGGUCGAGAAUACCGUAAUGGAUUUGAGAAAUUUGACUACACUAGGAGAUGUCAUAGAUAAAGUACCAGGCGGUGGUUACGAUUAUAAUUUCUGUCUACCGACGGAGACUGCGAAUGAGAAACAAUUUGUUGCUAGAGUCGUGCACCCCACCUCUGGAAGGUAUUUGGAGGUUUAUUCCAAUCAACCUGGAGUACAAUUUUAUACGGCAAAUUUUCUACCUGAAAGAGACGGUAUCGGUAUUCAAGGAAAAAAUGGAACAAAGUAUUUUAAGCAUGGAGCAUUGUGUUUAGAAACACAAAAUUAUCCAGAUGCGGUCAAUCAUGAGAAUUUUCCUAAUAGUAUAGUUGAACCUGGGCAAACGUAUCACCAUAUUGUUAUUUACAAACUUGGUAUACUACACUGAAUGAAGCAUGUGUAUUCUUGGAAAUUAUCUUUCCAUCAGCAUAUAGGCAAAAUGUAUAAUAAUUGAUGUAAUCUAUUUUAACCUACAGUCUAUUAUAAAAUUACAUUUUUGAUUCUA